This is a messenger RNA of Cajanus cajan (pigeon pea), 1570 nucleotides long. Its product is annotated as benzyl alcohol O-benzoyltransferase. The record is from RefSeq and is a predicted model, not a curated record. Lineage: Eukaryota; Viridiplantae; Streptophyta; Magnoliopsida; Fabales; Fabaceae.
CAAAAUACAUUACUAAAUAAUAACAUGGCCUCGUCACCUUCUUCUCUAACAUUUACAGUGCGGAGGUGUCAAAUCGAGUUGGUGGCUCCUGCUAUACCCACUCCUCACGAACUUAAACUACUAUCCGACAUAGAUGAUCAAAAUGGCUUCUGGAUGCAGAUUCCGAUGAUACAAAUUUACCGUAACGAACCAUCAAUGGUAGAGAAAGAUCCGGUUGAAGUGAUUCGGAAGGCUCUUGCGCAAACACUUGUGUUCUAUUACCCACUUGCGGGUAGGCUUAGGGAGGGUUCUGGCCGCAAAUUGAUGGUGGAUUGUACAGGUGAGGGCGUCUUGUUCAUUGAAGCUGACGCAGACAUAACACUUGAUGAGUUUGGCGACGCUCUCCAACUUCCAUUCUCGUACUUACAAGAACUACUAUAUGAGGUUCCAGGCUCUCAAGACGUUACUAACACUCCCCUUCUACUCAUACAGGUUACACGACUUAAGUGUGGUGAUUUCAUCUUGGGCUUGCGGUUCAACCACAUCAUUCAGGACGCAGGUGGUCUAUUACAGUUCAUGAGCGCGUGGGCCGAAAUGGCUCGAGGUGCAACCAAACCUUCCAUUUCACCUCUGUGGCGUAGAGAACUCCUAAUGGCAAGAGACCCACCUCGCAUCACAUGCAACCAUCGCGAAUACGACCAAGUCCCACACACCAACAAACGAACCUUCUCUUCCUACGAGGACGACAUGGUUCAUCGAUCAUUCUUCUUUGGACCAGCCGAAAUAGCUACCCUCCGUCGCUUGCUACCACCCCACCUCUGUCGAUGCUCCACGUUUGAUGUCAUCACAGCAUGCUUCUGGCGCUGUCGCACAAAAGCUUUGCAAAUAGAGGCACACGAGGAUGUUCGCAUGAUGUGCACGAUCAACGCACGUGCUAGGUUCAAUCCUCCGUUACCCGUUGGUUAUUACGGCAAUGUUGUUGCGUACCCCGCAGCAGUCACCACUGCAGGGAAGCUUUGUGGAAAUCCAUUCGGGUAUGCUGUGGAGUUAAUAAAUAAAUUGAAAGGUGAGGUGACAGAAGAGUACAUGCAUUCCGUGGCAGAUUUAAUGGUCAUUAAGGGACGAUGCUCAUUUACACGUGUAAGGUCUUGUAUUAUUUCGGAUUUGACACGUGCUAGGUUUAGAGAAGUGGAUUUUGGAUGGGGUCAUGCUGUGUAUGGUGGAGUGGCCCAAGGUGGAGCUGGGUCCUUUCUUGCAGCAACCUAUCAUGUCCCGUAUAAGAAUGCAAAAGGAGAAGAAGGUAUCGUAUUGCCAAUUUGGUUGCCCUCUCAAGCUAUGGAUAGGUUUGUGAAAGAGUUGAAUGACAUGCUUCGGAACCAAAACCAACCAAAAACUAGUAGCCCUUGUUUUAUCACCGCUACCUUAUAGUUUGAAGCUUAUGAAAGUCUUUAUAUAGUGGAAGGGUGAAGAAAAUUUAGUUUGUUAUCAGAAAAAAGUAGUUGUCAAGAGCAUUAUAUUUUGUUUGCUUUUAUUUGUUUACUUUAAAUUAUUAUAUUUCUAUUCAUAAUUACAAAUAUCGUUUUUUUAUUUA